Messenger RNA from Acomys russatus (golden spiny mouse), 2476 nucleotides. It is a transcript of the gene Pou6f1, whose product is annotated as POU class 6 homeobox 1. Gene Ontology annotation, biological process: regulation of transcription by RNA polymerase II. Gene Ontology annotation, molecular function: DNA-binding transcription factor activity, RNA polymerase II-specific; RNA polymerase II cis-regulatory region sequence-specific DNA binding. NCBI's taxonomy places the organism in Eukaryota, Metazoa, Chordata, Mammalia, Rodentia, Muridae. Bases 235 to 2037 code for a protein of 600 amino acids. The transcript has 11 exons. The record is from RefSeq and is a predicted model, not a curated record.
CGGCGCGGGGCCCAGGGGGCGGCGGGUCCCGAGUGGCUCCGGGCCGAGCGAGCCGGGCCGAGCCGCUCCGGCUUCUUUGUCUGCGGGCGGCCGCCCCGGCCGCGGCCCCCCUGGCCCGGGCGGAGAGAUGAGUGUCUAGUCGGUAGCCGCUGGGCAGCCGGGGAGCGGGAGGCUGGGCUUCGGGCUCCGGAUGCACUAGGGGUGAGCUGGCACCCACCCCACCCUACAGUGACCAUGGAUCCUGGAGCUGGGCCUGACUCAUCUCUGACUGUCAAUGAACAGGUCAUUGUCAUGUCUAGCCAUGAGACCAUCCGAGUGCUGGAGGUCGGAGUGGACGCCCAGCUCCCGGCUGAGGAGGAAAGCAGAGCACUGGAGGGCGUGGCAGCUGCUGAUGGCUCCCAGAGUGGAGGUCCUGCCCCAGAAGCCAGGUCACAUGACCCAGGCCAUUCUGCAGAAGCAACUGUGAAGUCACUGCCCGGGAUCCCUGCCCCCGUCAGCCAAGCCCCAAGCCAGUCUCAGGCAUCACAGACCCUGCCGCCGCUGGCUGUACAAGCUGCCCCCCAGGUCUUGACUCAGGAAAGCUUAGCCACAGUUCUGACAGGAGUUGUGGUUCCAGCAGGGGCCGUUACUCAACCUCUUCUUGUCCCCAUCGGUAUUGCAGGUCAAGUGGCUGGGCAGCAGGGGCUGGCCGUGUGGACUAUCCCUACAGCAACUGUGGCUGCCCUCCCCGGACUGACCGCCGCCUCUCCCACAGGGGGAACUUUCAAGCCACCUUUAGCUGGUCUCCAAGCACCUGCCGUGCUGAACACCGCCCUCCCGACACCUGUACAAGCUGCCCCACCAGUCCAGGCCUCCUCGCCCGCCCAGCCCAGGCCACCAGCUCAGCCCCAGCCCCAGCUGUUCCAGACCCAGCCACUGCUACAGACCACGCCUGCCAUACUCCCACAGCCCACUGCUGCCACCGUCGCUGCCCCCACCCCCAAGCCAGUGGACACCACCCCGCAGAUCACCGUCCAGCCUGCAGGCUUCGCAUUUAGCCCAGGGAUCAUCGGUGCUGCCUCCCUCGGGGGCCAGACCCAGAUCCUGGGCUCCCUCACAACAGCGCCAGUCAUCGCCAACGCCAUUCCCAGCUUGCCCGGGGUCAGCGGUCAGAUCCUCACCAAUGCUCAGGGACAGGUUAUUGGAGCACUUCCGUGGGUAGUGAACUCGGCUAGUGUGGCCACACCGGCGCCGGCACAGAGCCUGCAGGUGCAAGCCGUGACUCCCCAACUCUUGUUGAACGCCCAGGGCCAGGUGAUCGCAACCCUAGCCAGCAGCCCCCUGCCUCAACCUAUGGCUGUCCGGAAGCCAAACACACCAGAGGCCCCCGCUAAGAAUGAGGCCCAGCCUAUCCAGCCAACGCCGGCUGUGCCCCAGCCUGCAGUGAUCCUGACCAGCCCAGCCCCGGCACUCAAGCCACCUGCCUCAGCUCCAGUUCCAAUCACCUGCUCAGAGACCCCGACAGUCAGCCAAUUGGUAUCAAAGCCUCACACUCCGAGUCUGGAUGAGGACGGAAUCAACUUAGAGGAGAUUCGCGAGUUUGCCAAGAACUUUAAGAUCCGGCGGCUCUCCUUGGGUCUUACCCAGACCCAGGUGGGCCAAGCCUUGACGGCGACCGAAGGUCCAGCUUACAGCCAGUCAGCCAUCUGCCGGUUUGAGAAGUUGGACAUCACGCCCAAGAGCGCCCAGAAGCUGAAGCCCGUUCUGGAGAAGUGGCUGACCGAGGCAGAGCUCCGGAACCAGGAAGGCCAGCAGAACCUGAUGGAGUUUGUGGGCGGCGAGCCCUCCAAGAAACGCAAACGGCGCACUUCGUUCACGCCACAGGCCAUAGAGGCCCUCAAUGCCUACUUUGAGAAGAACCCCCUGCCCACGGGCCAGGAGAUCACCGAGAUUGCUAAGGAGCUUAACUAUGACCGUGAGGUGGUGCGGGUCUGGUUCUGUAACCGACGCCAGACGCUCAAAAACACCAGCAAGCUGAACGUCUUUCAGAUCCCGUAGGGCUCAGCCUCGGCCCUGUGUUCCGGCACUUUCUGCUCUUUCCUCGGCAGCCGGCUGUCAGCGCUGCGGUGACAGUGCCUGUGUGCAGCUGUGCUUGCCGUAGGUCAUGAGACCCCCAGCUAUGCAUGCGUGUCAAUGCCUGCCUCUUCUACCCACGUAUGUCACACCCUGGGGGAGGCCCGAGGGGCUGCAUGGGAGUCCCGGGCUCUGGGUCGGGCCCGUGGAAGGAAGGGGUUUGCGUCCUUUAGAAAAGCACUUUGUGGGUUCUGCCUGGGAACCCGAAAGGCUCUGUCUUUGGGGCAGGGCUGUUGCAAGUCUUGGAGACCACUGUAUAUUAGCUCCUGUCUUCAGCGGCACUCUCCACCCCACACCCCCUUUGCUCCUCUGUGUUUGUGCCACUAUGACCACCUCCCCCAGUGGGACCGCAGCCUCACACUGC